GGCGCGGGUGCUGCGGGUGGCGAUGUCUCGCCGGGCUCUGCGGCGGCUGCGGGGCGAGUGCCGCGGGCAGGGGCUGCUGGGCGAGGAGCCGCCCCUCGGAGGGCCGGAGACGCAGGGGAGCGGCGAGGACGAGGAGGUCGCGGGGGACCAGCCGCCGCCCGUCUCCGCCGGCGGGAGGAGGCGGCGGGGCACGCGGAGGGAGCCCUUGGAGCGGGUGGCGAAUCCCUUCGAGCUGAUAAACAGUGAAGGACUGGAUGAGGACCUGGAUGAGUCUAAAGAGAAGACUGAUGAAUCCCGACUGCAGGAAGGAGGCAACCCGACAACUGAAGAGGCCGAACCUGAAGGGUUGGAGCAGGACAAGCGGGAGGAUGGGGGAGAGGUGGAACAGCUGGACCAAAUGUCUACUGCAAACAACAAAUCACGAAAGAAAAAGAAGAAAAGAAAGAAUAAGAAGAAUGCUUCAGGCGAGGCUCUGUUCCUUGGAGAUGAUGACCAAGUGGAAAAUAUUGAAAGCAUUUUGCUGAGCAUUGAGAGUUCCAGUGGGCCCCCAUGCCAGAGCCAGAGCAGGCUGGUCACAGAUAACCGGCCUCUUCUUUACAUUGAACACAGGAGCUUGAAUCCGGAGACAGAGCUGAAGAGAUACUUCGGGGCCCGGGCAGUUCUGGGAGAUCAGAGGCCAAGGCAGAGGCAGCGCCAGUAUGUACGCAGCACAUGGUUGACAGCACCCAAGGACACCUGGCCACGUCAUAGCAGAACAGGGAUCUCCAUGAGGCUUUUAGAAUCCAGGCGUGGAGAGCAACACUUUGCCUUUGAGCACAACCGCGAGUACCAGCUGGUGCAGUUCAAGUUCUUGGAUGCCGUGGAAUCGAUGGACCCAAACAAUCUUGUGCUGCUGCUCCAGAUGAACCCGUACCACGUGGACUCCCUUCUGCAGCUGAGCGACGUCUGCCGGAUGCAGGAGGACCAGGAGAUGGCCAGGGACCUGAUUGAGAGAGCCCUCUACACCCUGGAGUGCGCCUUCCACCCCGUCUUCAGCCUCACCAGCGGCACCUGCAGGCUGGACUACCGCCACCCGGAGAACAGAGCCUUCUACCUGGCCCUCUUCAAGCACUUGCUGUUCCUGGAGAGGAGGGGCUGUCCCCGGACGGCCCUGGAGGUCUGCAAGCUCCUUUUGAGCCUCGAUCCGGAGAAUGACCCGCUGUGCAUGCUCCUGAUGGUGGACUUGCUGUCCCUGCGAGCGAGAGAGUACGCCUUCCUGACACGCAUGUUCCAGGAAUGGGAGGGCCAUCGGAAUCUGAGCCAGCUGCCCAAUUUCGCCUUCUCCGUCCCUCUGGCCUAUUUCUUUCUGAGCCAGCAGGAAGACCUGCCGGAGGCAGAGCAAAGCCGAGCCCGGGAGCAAGCGGACAGCCUCAUCCAGCAGGCUCUGAUUAUGUUCCCCAGUGCCCUGAUGCCCCUCCUGGACCGGUGCAGCGUGCAGCCUGACCCCGUGGUCGCCUCCCAUGCCUUCUUUGGGCUGGAAGCCCAGCUGAGUGUGCCUGCAGCAUUGAGCCAGCUGGUCUCCCUCUACCUGGGGAGGAGCCACGCCCUCUGGAAGGAGCCCAGCGUCAUGGCCUGGCUGGAGACCAACGUCCACCAAGUGCUGCGGGUGGUGGAUGCCAAGGAGCCCGUUCUGGAGGAGGCAGAACAAAAGCGAAAGGCUAGGUACCAAAACGCACCCAGGAACGUCUACCGCCACGUGAUCCUCUCGGAGAUCAGGGAAGCCACAGCAGCAUUACCUCCGGAAGUGACCUCCCAGCCCAUCAUGGGGUUCGAUCCUCUGCCGCCCCUGGACUCCAUUGCUUCCUACACGAGGCCCGAAAGAGCGGCUCAUCCGGGCAACGAAAGCACUUUAUCCCUCUUCUUUCGCUCACUGCUGCCGAACUUCAGCUUGCAGGGGGAAGUUCGCGCCGGAGGAGAAGCCGAGCCGGGUGCCGGGCAGAACCUCAACCAGGGAGUGAACCGGCUGAUGGCGGCCAUGCGGGACAUGCUGGCCAACAUCCAGUUCCAGGAACCCCCCCGAGAUGACAACCCUGAGGGCGAUGGGGGAGACUGGGACUGAAUUCUGGCUCCCCUCCCCCCACCCACAAUAAACAGAAGAAUCUGGA
This is a messenger RNA of Thamnophis sirtalis, 2144 nucleotides long. It is a transcript of the gene TCF25, whose product is annotated as TCF25 ribosome quality control complex subunit. The record is from RefSeq and is a predicted model, not a curated record. NCBI's taxonomy places the organism in Eukaryota, Metazoa, Chordata, Lepidosauria, Squamata, Natricidae. Gene Ontology annotation, molecular function: protein binding. Gene Ontology annotation, cellular component: RQC complex.